Phycodurus eques (leafy seadragon) is the source of this 3041-nucleotide messenger RNA. Its product is annotated as short transient receptor potential channel 7. The coding region runs from base 13 to 3015 and encodes 1000 amino acids. Gene Ontology annotation, biological process: manganese ion transport; regulation of cytosolic calcium ion concentration; calcium ion transmembrane transport. NCBI's taxonomy places the organism in Eukaryota, Metazoa, Chordata, Actinopteri, Syngnathiformes, Syngnathidae. Gene Ontology annotation, cellular component: cation channel complex; membrane. The transcript has 12 exons. The record is from RefSeq and is a predicted model, not a curated record. Gene Ontology annotation, molecular function: protein binding; store-operated calcium channel activity; inositol 1,4,5 trisphosphate binding.
CCGAGUGCGCCGAUGUCCGACGACGGGGAGGGAAGCGAUGGCGGCGAGAAAGAGCGUCGCUCCGCGUCUCCCUCCGCACCUUUGCGCGUCCACCGAGGAUCGCCUCCCCGCCGGGACCUCUUCUCCUCGGCCUCUCCGCUCCUGGAGCACACGGAGCCGCCUUACCUGGCUUCGACGGACUGUCUUCACUCGUCCCCGCAGAACUCCCCUCAGCUCACGCCGCCAAAGUUCCGCAACCGCAGCGGGGACUCUCGGCGCCGCUACGCGCACCUCGACGUGGUGUGCGAGCGCCGCGACGAGCCGCCGUCGCCCCCCUGGACCGGACGCGGCUCCGGGAAGGACGGGGGCCUUCAGCACCGCGGACAGCGACCCUCCGAAGCCCCCGAAGCCCCCGAAGCGCCGGACUGCGGGAGCCGCCGCGCCACUGAGCACACCGACACCGAGCACAACUCCGACAACCGGCAAUCGGUGGAGGCUAUGCACCGCCGGCACACCACGCUGAGGGAGAAGGGGCGUCGCCAGGCGGUCCGGGGCCCGGCGUACAUGUUCAACGAGCGCGGUUCGGCUCUCACCGCGGAGGAGGAGCGUUUUCUAGAUGCGGCCGAGUACGGGAAUAUUCCCGUCGUGCGUAAAAUGCUGGAAGACUCCAAAACUCUCAACUUCAAUUGUGUGGACUACAUGGGCCAGAAUGCAUUGCAGCUGGCCGUCGGAAACGAGCAUCUGGAGGUCACCGAGCUGCUCCUGAAGAAGGACGGCUUGGCUCGGAUCGGAGACGGCCUCCUCCUGGCUAUUUCCAAGGGUUACGUCCGCAUCGUAGAAGCCGUCCUGGGCCACCCUGCCUUUGGCGGGGGUCUGCGCCUGGCUUCGAGUCCCCCGGAGCAGGAGAUGCGCGAUGACGACUUCUACGCUUACGAUGAGGAUGGAACGCGUUUCUCGCACGAUGUCACACCCGUCAUCCUGGCUGCUCACUGCCAAGAGUACGAGAUAGUCCAUAUUCUCUUGACCAAAGGGGCUCGCAUAGAGAGGCCUCACGACUACUUCUGCAAGUGCUCCGAGUGUGUGGAAAAACAGAAAAAGGACUCGUUCAGCCAUUCACGCUCGAGGAUGAACGCCUACAAGGGCCUGGCCAGUGCAGCUUACCUGUCACUCAGCAGCGAAGAUCCGGUCUUGACCGCCCUGGAGCUCAGCAACGAGCUGGCCAGACUGGCCAACAUUGAGACGGAGUUCAAGAAUGACUACCGUAAGCUGUCAAUGCAGUGUAAAGACUUUGUGGUGGGGGUGUUGGACCUCUGUCGGAACACUGAGGAAGUGGAAGCCAUUGUGAACGGCGACGUCGACCUGUGCCCGCCGAGCCCCUACAACCGACCCUGCCUCAGCCGUGUCAAACUGGCUAUCAAGUAUGAAGUGAAGAAGUUUGUCGCCCAUCCGAACUGUCAACAGCAGCUACUGACUAUUUGGUAUGAGAACCUUCCUGGUCUCAGGCAGCAGUCGGUUGGCGUAAAAUGCUGGACCGUGCUCGGUGUCACCGUUGGCCUGCCAUUCUUGGCUGUUGCCUACUGGAUCAUGCCAUGUAGCAAGCUGGGUCAGAUCCUGCGAAGCCCAUUCAUGAAGUUUGUGGCCCACGCGGUCUCCUUCACUACCUUCUUGGGUCUACUGGUCGUCAACGCCUCCGACCGCUUCGAGGGCGUGAAGAACUUGCCCAACGAGACCAUCACGGACCACCCGCGGCAAGUUUUUCGGGUCAAGACCACUCAAUUUUCCUGGACCGAGAUGUUGAUCAUGAAGUGGGUGUUGGGUAUGAUUUGGUCCGAGUGCAAGGAGAUCUGGAGCGAUGGGCCCAGGGAGUACGUCAUGCACCUGUGGAACGUUCUGGACUUCGGCAUGCUCUCCAUCUUUGCGGCAUCCUUCACGGCACGUUUCAUGGCGUUCCUCAAGGCAUCGAAAGCCCAGCAGUACGUGGACAUGCAUGUGCCGGAUGAAGACCUCAGCAACGCCUCGCUGCCUGACGAGGUGGCCUACUUUACAUUCGCCAGGAACAAGUGGCGCCCGUCAGACCCUCAGAUCAUCUCCGAGGGUCUGUACGCCAUCGCGGUUGUGCUGAGCUUCUCGCGCAUCGCCUACAUCCUUCCGGCCAACGAGAGCUUCGGCCCGCUGCAGAUCUCGCUGGGCCGCACGGUCAAAGACAUCUUCAAGUUCAUGGUCAUCUUCAUCAUGGUGUUCGUGGCCUUCAUGAUCGGCAUGUUCAACCUGUACUCGUACUACCUUGGAGCCAAGUACAAUCCGGCCUUCACCACCGUCGAGGAGAGUUUUAAGACUCUUUUCUGGUCCAUCUUCGGGCUGUCAGAAGUGAUCUCCGUGGUGCUGAAGUAUGACCACAAGUUCAUCGAGAACAUUGGUUACGUGCUGUACGGGGUCUACAACGUCACCAUGGUGGUUGUCCUUCUCAACAUGCUCAUUGCCAUGAUAAACAGCUCGUACCAGGAGAUCGAGGAGGACGCUGACGUGGAGUGGAAGUUUGCUCGUGCUAAGCUGUGGCUCUCCUACUUCGACGAGGGUCGCACUCUGCCCGCCCCCUUCAACCUGGUUCCCAGUCCGAAGUCCUUCUACUACCUGGUCCUGCGCAUCAGGUCCGGCCUUUUACGUCUCUGCAAGGUGGGCGGACAUCAGCGCAGGAAUGAGUUGGAGCUCGGUAUGCUCAACUCUCAGGCCAAGGGUGAACACUUCAGGUCCUACCCGCCCCUGGGAGACGAGUUCCACAACUUAUCCCGAAAUUCUAGAAAACAUCCAACCAGAUACGAGAAGAUCAUGAAGCGACUCAUUAAGCGUUACGUGCUCAAGGCCCAAGUGGACAGAGAGAGCGAUGAAGUCAACGAAGGUGAGCUGAAGGAAAUCAAGCAGGACAUUUCCAGCCUGCGUUACGAGCUGCUGGAGGACAAGUCGGAGGCUGCCGGGGAGCUGUCGCUGCUGAUUCAGCAACUCGCCGAGAAAUUUGGCAAGAACGCCACGAGGCCCUGACGGGACGGGAAGGACGCUCGAAAAAC